Clonostachys byssicola is the source of this 2802-nucleotide messenger RNA. Lineage: Eukaryota; Fungi; Ascomycota; Sordariomycetes; Hypocreales; Bionectriaceae. The record is from the annotation of a GenBank genome assembly.
AUGGCUGAGGUACUCGGAAUCAUUAGGCUCACGUCGAGUAUCCUCAAAUUUAUUGAAUUUGGCCUCACAAUAACAUCUUCUUCUCGCACCAUCUAUCGAACAGUAGAUGGCAAGGUGCCUGAAAUUCAAGAGCUAGAGAGGGACUUGGAUGAGAUUGAUAGAAGGAACCAGGAAGUUUUGAAGCGCGAUACAACUAGCCCGUUGUCUAAAGCGGAGCGCCAAAUAGUGUCCACCGUUAAGGAAUGCGACAAGAUAUCUGGCGACUUGAGAAAACUGGUCGCAAGGCUGGCCAAAAGACCAGCUGCGAAAUCUAACGCCUUAGAAUCUAGUCGAAUCGCGAUUCAAGCCAUCAUGAGCCGAAACGAGCUAGAAACGCUGAGGCAACGCUUGAAACAACAGGACAGGAAAAUAAGAGAGGGCUUGCGAUCUCUUCUUGAGAGAGACCGCCAUUCGGAACUAAUAGAACAGUUGUCCUCUAUCCAACGAGCCCAUACUGACCAUUAUAUCAAUCAUGAUAUGAAAUUUGAAAACCUUCAACAGCAAAUUCUCGACAUAUCCGGCAGCGAAGAAGAAAGCCUAGCCAAGUUAGUGGCUGAGGUGACGAGUCUCCGAACUAAGGUGGAAAGCCUCAACAAGGAGGCGGAGCUAUGCAGCAAGCAAGCCAGGGUGAUUAAAAGUCUCUACUUCACUGAACUCCAUCGCCGAUGGGAUAAAAUUGAUGACGCUGCCAAGAACACCAAUGCUUGGCUAUUUCAUUCAUCGGAGGUUUCUUUUUCUUCCUGGUUGGAAUCAGACAGUAGGAGCAUGUAUUGUAUUACCGGUUUGCCUGGGAGUGGAAAGUCGACUUUAAUGAAAUAUGCAUAUGAUCACCCAGAUACGGUGCUUGGACUCGAAAAAUGGGCAGGCUCAUCAAGGCUCUGUCGAGCUGCAUUCUUCUUCUGGAACCAAGGGUUUGAAAUGCAAAAAUCCCAAGCUGGGCUUCUACAAUCACUCCUCUAUCAGGUCUUGAGACAGAUUCCUAGCCUUGUCUCACUUGUUGAGGAAAGCAAGCAGCUCCACGAGAUUUGGCAAUUUAAUGAACUGAAAUCACUAUUCGCUCAGAUCAUGUCGGAGACUACACUCACUACCAAGUUCUGUUUCUUCAUAGACGGACUUGAUGAGUAUGACGGGGAUGAGGAGGAUAUAGCCAAGCUGCUUUGUUUGAUCAGCGAAUCGCCGCAUAUCAAGAUAUGUGCUUCCAGCCGACCACGUACCGUGUUUGACAAGAUACUCUGGUCUGGGCAGUACCUUCUCGCUAUGCAACACUUCACGAAGAACGAUAUGAGAAACUACGUGCAGACGAAACUUCGAGAAAACUCUGAGUUUAGAGCCCUUGAAAAAAUAGACCCGGAUUGCACGAUGGUGAUGGACAAAAUCGCCGAGGAAGCAAAUGGUGUGUGGCUCUGGGUCGACUUGGUAACAAGAGAUAUUAUACGUGCCGCCAAUCGGAGUGAAGGGCCGCGGAAAUUCAACGAGAUUGUGGCAGGAUUUCCUCGCAAACUGGAGGAGUAUUUUGCACUUAUAAUAAGCCGAGUCGAUCCCGUUUAUCGCAAGGAGAUGGCCAGAGCAUUCCUUGUCACUAUUUACGAGGUACAACCUUUACCACUUUAUGCAUUCUAUCUUCUCAAUAAAGAGGAGGAAAAUGCAGGAUAUGCCAUCCAAGAACAAGUCUCUAGUCUUUCCGAAUCCGAGGUCCGAAAGAUCGGUCAGACUUGGAAAGCAAGGAUCCAUAAUAGAUGCAGUGACCUUCUUAUUGUGGACGAAGGAGAGCAUCCUGUCUUCUUGAUCCAGCCGGUAGACUUCCUUCACCGGACAGUGCGUGAUUUUCUCCGAGAUUGGUUCCAAGACAAACUUGAAGAGGAGCUUAAAGAAUCCUUCGUCCCCCCAGUUUCUCUUUGCCGAAUAAUGCUCUUCUUCCUCAAGAAGCAGCCUCAGGGCCAUUCUUCAUCUCUGGUGCACUAUAAUCGCAUGACUGCGCUCGUUGAUGAGCUCCUUUAUUACGCCCGAGAGGCUGAAAAUCAUCCCUACUGUCGAGAUUAUGAAGUAUCGCCAGUAGAAGAUAUCUUGGAUGCUGCCGGCCAAGUAAAUAGUUCCUUGUUGCAGAUGGUCAUGAGGAAUCACUGGACUCGUGCAAGCGGGCCCCCCAGAUCUCGAGGACUAGACCGGUACCACAGGAGAGAACCCUCCAGAUCUCAAGGGCUAGACCAGCACCGCGAGAGAAGCCAUUGCAAUUUUCUUGCCCUGGCUAUCCAAGCACGCCUCUUCAAGUACGUCAGAGCCAAACUUGAAGCUGACCCUCGCCAGCUGGUGAACCCAGGACAGCCACUUUUGGACUAUGCCCUCCGUCCCCGGCGGGUAACGCCACUUGCACUGCCCUAUCACUCGCGAAGGGAUGAGCCCAACAUUGACCCCAAAAUUGUUUUCCUGCUUCUAAGCCUUGGUGCAAAGCCCAAUCAGGAGGUGCACUCUCAUGGAGGCCACACCGUUUGGGUGUUAUUCUUAAUCUCUUGUUGGGAGUCUGCCAAACGUGGUGAGGCCACAGAGGUAUCUAAAAAGGCAUGGUAUGAAGUUUGCGAGAUGAUGAUAAAGCAUGGCGCGAGCCGCGAUUACUUUCCCAGCAUCGGGGGACAAGAAUUGAACAUUGACAAUGUUCUCAGCACAAUUUUCAGAGAGGACCAGGCUUCAAACUUACUGGAACAGAUUAACGACCAGACGCUCAACAGAAGAAAUACUUGGAGCAGUUGGGUUUUGUCUUUUUUCUGA